Messenger RNA from Fusarium keratoplasticum, 981 nucleotides. RefSeq lists its product as uncharacterized. Lineage: Eukaryota; Fungi; Ascomycota; Sordariomycetes; Hypocreales; Nectriaceae. Bases 1 to 981 code for a protein of 326 amino acids. The record is from RefSeq and is a predicted model, not a curated record. Gene Ontology annotation, molecular function: 4-hydroxy-tetrahydrodipicolinate synthase activity. The transcript has 2 exons.
AUGGGCUCAAUCGCGACGACAAAGGGCAAGCCCUUUCCUCCUGGAAUUCACGUUCCUUGUCUCACUUGGUUCGCCAAUGAUGCCAACCAGGAGAUUGACUGGGAUCUCCAGAAGAAGCACAUUGAGUUCCUUGUGAACUCUGGCCUUGACGGCAUCGUCAUUGCUGGCACCAACGGCGAGGCCGUGACCCUCACAGCAGCCGAAAAGUCGCAAUUGGUACGAACGACUCGAGAGAUUGCGACCCUUGCCGGUCGUCCCAACAUCACCAUCACACUCGGCACCUCGUCGCAAUGCACUCGGGAAGUCAUCAACGAGACACGGCUGGCCAAGGAUGCGGGCGCCGACUUUGUCCUCGUCCUGACGCCCAGCUACUUCCAUUUUGCCAUGACGCAAGACGCCAUUGUGGACUUUUUUGAGGAGCUGGCCGACGCGAGCCCGGUGCCUGUCGUCAUCUACAACUUCCCCGGUGUCGUCGCUGGACUCGACGUCAACUCGGAGAUGCUGGAGCGCCUUGGUCAGCACCCUAACAUUGUCGGCGUGAAGCUGACAUGUGGAGGUAUCGCCAAGGUCGCUCGUGUGGCUGCUCAGUACAAGCCCGACGAGUUUACAGCGCUCGCCGGACAGAGCGACUGGCUCGUCCCCGCCAUGGCCGUGGGAGCCACAGGAACCAUCACGGGCGUCGCAAACCUUUACCCCAAGGUCUGCACACAGAUCUUUGACCUCUACAAGGCCGGCAAGACGCAAGAAGCCGAAGCCGCACAGCUUCGGCUGGCCAAGAUGGAAUGGGGCUUCGCCAAGGGAGGCAUCAACGGUACAAAGUGGGUUGUGGCCAAGCUUAGGGGGUAUCCUCUCGAGAGCUGCCACUGCCGACGGCCGUAUCCCAAGUAUAGCGAUGAGAGCAAGCAGGAGUGGAUUCUCAAGGUUGUAGAGCCGCUUGCGGUUGUUGAGAAGAGUAUUGGGAAGAGGGGGAUUGAUGCUUAA